Trematosphaeria pertusa is the source of this 1291-nucleotide messenger RNA. Its product is annotated as purine nucleoside permease. Gene Ontology annotation, biological process: transmembrane transport; nucleoside metabolic process. The coding region runs from base 25 to 1218 and encodes 397 amino acids. The transcript has 3 exons. Gene Ontology annotation, cellular component: endoplasmic reticulum. Gene Ontology annotation, molecular function: catalytic activity. NCBI's taxonomy places the organism in Eukaryota, Fungi, Ascomycota, Dothideomycetes, Pleosporales, Trematosphaeriaceae. The record is from RefSeq and is a predicted model, not a curated record.
AUCUAACGAAGCAAGUCAAACACUAUGUCGAACAAUCCCAGUGUUAGACGAUGUGCCGGUGUUGCGGUUGCUGCCUCUUUCGCGUUCCUGUUAUGGAAGAGCCGCACAAACGUGCUUGCAUGGAUCCAUUCAAGCCGCGGUCGGCAGACACGGCGAAUGGAGCCAAAGGUAGUCAUCAUUAGCAUGUUCAAAGCCGAAGCCGAAGCGUGGCACAAACGACCGGAACUCCUGGACCUCCGAGUGCGAAAAUUGUUCAUCCCUGGCCUCUCACCAAAGUAUCCUUACGUCCUUAGCACAGCGAAUGGUGAGGUUUGUCAGCUCAUUACUGGCGAGUCGUUAAUAAACGCGGCUCUGGCGCUAUCAACCUUUAUUAAUGAUCCCACCUUCGAUUUGCGGAAAACGUACUUUCUCAUAGCCGGAAUUGCUGGCAUUAGUCCAAAAUACGGCAGCUUGGGCAGUGUCACCCUCGCCAGGUACGCUGUUCAGGUCGAUCUGCAGUACCAGUUCGACGGUCGUGCCAUUCCCGCGGAAUGGAAGAGCGGAUACGUGCCCCAAGGGUGCGCAACGCCAAACGAAUAUCCGAAGAUCAUCUACGGCACUGAGGUUUUCGAAGUGAAUGAAGAGCUGCAGAAGAUUGCUCUCGACUUCGCGAGCCGGGCGUGUUUAGAGGAUUCCGAACGAGCGCAAACAUAUCGACGCGGGUUUGCCCAAUCUCCAAAUGGGAUAUUUGAGCCAGCUACCAGGCCCCCGUUCGUCUUUGCGGGGGAUGUUGCAUCCUCUAACGUCUUUUUUCACGGCCAUCUGCUUUCAGAGACCUUCGAGCAUUCGCUCAAAAUCAUGACCGACGGGAAAGGGCAAUAUACAACCACAGCUCAGGAAGACACCGCUACCUUGGCGGCGCUGGUUCGGGGAGCCGUCUCGCAGCGACUAGACUUCUCACGAGUCAUCAUCUUACGUAGUGCCUCAAACUUCGAUCAACCGCCUGAUAUUGGCUCCAUUCCAGAAAUCCCACUCCAUUUGGGACAUGGUGGGUUAGAGUUAGGUCUGGAGAAUCUCUAUGGUGCAGGCGUGGAGAUCGUACAGGGCAUCCUAAGAGGGUGGAAAGGCCGCUUCGAGGCGGGUGUGAGGCCGAGAAAUUAUAUCGGUGACAUUUUUGGAUCGCUCGGCGGAGAACCGGACUUCGGGCCGGGCCGGUGCGUAGAAGUCGCUUUCUCGUAAGCGAUUGGGGGAUGGUGUCAUAGGUAGUGAACUCGGGCUUCAAUGCUAGUAUCUGUCAAUGCGGAACUCUCCU